UGAAAACCAAGUUGCACAUCUACAGCAUGGUCGGAAGCAUUAAUAUGACAAAAAAAUUGAUCCAGUUUUUAAUUGAUAGUGGCGCACGCCCUGUUCGUAUUCCUGAUGGUGAUUUGCCACCAAAUUUCAUGGAAGAAGACAUCUUCGCACCCUUAAACCGGCUUGCCGCUAGAAACAAGUGGUGGAAGCGGAUGCCGGUAAUGCCCGCGCGCGAACUUACCUCCACGUUAGAGACCGAUAGCGGCAAAUUCCAGAUUUAUCUCGACGUGCAGCACUUUGCUCCAGAAGAGUUAUCGGUGAAGGUGGUAGGCGAGUAUCUCGUGAUUGAGGGGUGUCACGGAGAAAAGAAGGACUCGCACGGGAUCGUGGCUCGUCAAUUCAUUCGCCGCUACCUACCGCCUGAGGGUUGUGACCUCGAUGCGGUGGAGUCGGAGCUGUCUUCAGACGGGGUCCUGAUUGUGUCUGCUCCGUUGACUUGCUCCGCGGCCAACGAGCGGGUGGUGCCGAUCAAACGCACGGGGCCGUUGAAGACCCAGCCUGAGAAGCUGAAGUUGGUCGGCGAUGGUGAGGCAGCCGAGCAGCCCGUGGGCGAUCAGCCCGUCGAGCACCUGGUCGAGCACCUCGUCGAGUACGGCCAGUAAGGGCGUUGCAUCGGGACGUCUGCCAAGCUAUUUAUAGCGAAUGCACUAUUUUCGUUAUUUUUAGCCCCUUUGUCUCUACUAUACCUACUAUCUUGAUAUUUUGAUAAUGUUUUAACUUAUUUUUUCUAAGCUAAAGUUAUACAUUCCAUAUUGCGAUGUUUUAAUUUAAGCUGUGCGUGUGUCUGUGUGCUU
Messenger RNA from Ostrinia furnacalis (Asian corn borer), 833 nucleotides. RefSeq names its product protein lethal(2)essential for life-like. The record is from RefSeq and is a predicted model, not a curated record. Bases 27 to 641 code for a protein of 204 amino acids. The transcript has a single exon. Gene Ontology annotation, cellular component: nucleus; cytoplasm. Gene Ontology annotation, biological process: response to heat; protein refolding. NCBI's taxonomy places the organism in Eukaryota, Metazoa, Arthropoda, Insecta, Lepidoptera, Crambidae.